Molecule: messenger RNA, 1629 nt
Organism: Cladocopium goreaui
Lineage: Eukaryota; Dinophyceae; Suessiales; Symbiodiniaceae
Source: the annotation of a GenBank genome assembly
AUGCCGUGGGCUGGCAGGGUUCAGAAGACAUGCUUCGCCAGAGCGAUGGCGGCGGUUUUGAUCUGUCUUCCAAGCUUUGCCUUCGUUUCUUUGCCCUCACAGGCCAUCUCCUUUGGGCGGCUCUGUGGGCCGCAGCUUGAGGCACCUGGACGAAGGGCGACAGCCUUGUCGGCCACCUUGAGCUGGACCCCUUGGAGGACGCAAGGCACGAUGAUGGAGCGCCUGAGUCCACGCGAGUGGCUCCGCAUGUAUCGCAUCCUUGGGCUUUCUGAGGAUGCCACGAAGGCGCAGGUGACGAAAGCAGCCUCGCGGCUGCGAAGGAAAUAUGCUGAGGAUGAGGAUUCCUUGCAACGAGUGGAGACAGCCAAUUUGUGGAUCAUGACGAAGUUGUUGAGCGAGAAGGAGGAGGCCCUGAAUGCCAAGCAGCAAGCGAACCGCUUGAGGGAACUGGGAGAUUCCCCUCGCAGGCUCUUCCAGAAGUACGUGGCUGGCUACAUUCCGCCGGGCGUUCGUCGCAUGAUGGAACCACCCACCACCAAGCACUUCCGAUGGGCCAGUGGUUUGAUGGGGGCCUUCGCCUUGAUGGGCCUCUGCGUGCCAACGCAAGCGACUAACUUCAUUGGUUUGGCCGCUGCCUCUGCGAUGGGUCUUGUGUAUCAGCGCAAUCGACCGGAGCCGGUGCGGGACGACAUGGGCAACAUUGGUGCCGCCGGGAGCCCAAUUGUGAAGGCAUUGGUUGAAGAACACCUCUGGUUGGACGUCUACUUUGCAAAGCUUGCGGAGCAGGCGGAACGUGAGGAGCUUAGUUGGGUGAGCGUCGAUUUUAACAAGACUUCCCGGAAACGAAGGAAGAAAGGAACGAAUGAACGAAGGAACGAACCCACACGCCCGCAGCAUGUGUUUGCCAGCCUCUGCACAGCCACUGCAUGGCGAGCUCGCCAGCUCUCUGGGGCGCGCCUGGCCCGCUAUGAUGAGAUGGCAGACUACAUGAAGGCCGUGGGCGAUGAUGGCUCGGAGCUCUCCGUGGAGGAGCGCAACUUGCUGUCCGUGGCCUACAAGAACACGGUGGGCUCCCGCCGUGCGGCCUGGCGCAUCAUUUCAAGCGUAGAGCAGAAGGAGAAGUCCAAGGGCAACGAGACACAGGCGGGCUAUGCCAAGGAUUACCGCGUCAAGGUAGAGAAUGAACUGCAGAAGAUCUGCGACACCAUCCUGAAGUUGCUGGAUCAGGGUCUCAUCCCUAAGGCGACACAGGCGGAGUCCAAAGUCUUCUAUCAGAAGAUGAAAGCUGACUACUACCGCUACAUUGCGGAGUUCCGCAGCGGCGACGAGAAGAGCAAGGCUGCCGAGGAAGCGCGGAAGGCUUACGCCGAAGCCGCAAAGGUGGCCAGUGAGGACUUGGCCGUCACACAUCCAAUUCGUCUUGGCUUGGCCUUGAACUACUCGGUCUUCAUGUACGAGGUGCUGAAUGAUCCUGAUGAGGCCUGUAAGAUGGCGCGCACCGCCUUUGAGGAUGCCAUUGCUGAGCUGGACAAUGUGGCAGAGGACAGUUACAAGGAUUCGACUUUGAUCAUGCAGCUGUUGCGAGACAAUCUGACCCUCUGGACUUCGGACCAGGAGGCCGGAAACUAA